Sitophilus oryzae (rice weevil) is the source of this 892-nucleotide messenger RNA. It is a transcript of the gene Taf13, whose product is annotated as transcription initiation factor TFIID subunit 13. Gene Ontology annotation, molecular function: protein heterodimerization activity. Gene Ontology annotation, biological process: transcription by RNA polymerase II. Gene Ontology annotation, cellular component: transcription factor TFIID complex. The record is from RefSeq and is a predicted model, not a curated record. Lineage: Eukaryota; Metazoa; Arthropoda; Insecta; Coleoptera; Curculionidae. Bases 133 to 513 code for a protein of 126 amino acids. The transcript has 3 exons.
UGAUCUGUAGCCCUCAGCGUUUCAUAUGUUUAUUUUUUUAUAUACUUGUAUUUAUUUUGAUUUUAAAACUAACAAAUCUUAAUAAAACAAUUUCUCCUUAAAUUAUUUGGAGAAAUCUACUUGUUCGUUAAAAUGGCAACCGACGAAAAUUUUGAAACGUUUGAAGAAGACGAUGCUGCUGAUACAUCGGUAGCAUUAAGUACAGCAGGCAGAAAGAGGCUUUUUAGUAAAGAAUUGAGGUGCAUGAUGUAUGGCUUUGGAGAUGAUCAAAACCCUUACACAGAAAGCGUAGACAUUAUAGAAGAUUUAGUUAUUGAAUUCAUUACUGAAAUGACACAGAAAGCCAUGGAAAUAGGUCGAACUGGAAGAGUACAAGUGGAAGAUAUAGUAUUUCUAGUACGCAAAGAUCCAAGGAAGUAUGCAAGAGUUAAAGAUCUAUUAACUAUGAAUGAAGAACUUAAAAGAGCUAGAAAGGCUUUUGAUGAAAUUAAGUUUGUAGGUAAUGUCAAAUGAUCAGACUGCAGAAAUUUAAUUAGAAUUAUAUUUUGAUUAAUGUGCACGAGUAGCAUUUAUGUUUAAUAAUGUAGAUUACUAUAGAUUUAGUUCCUUUUAUAUUUAGUAUGUACAAUUGAUGCAUGGUAGGUAUUUAGAAUUUUUUAUAUUUAUAUUAGUAUUCAAAUAGAUUUGUAAGAUGUAUUGUUUUAUAUAAUAAAAACUUAAUUUUUAUUUUAUUUUGGCAUGAGAAUGCUUUUUUUUUGCUAGACUAUAAAUAUUUAUACCAAUCUUCAUAAAAGUUUUUUUUCAGGCAAGGAGGCAUUAAUUAAUUAAUGAUAUUUGGUGUAUUAGAUAACUACUUGUAUAAAUAUAUUUAUAAAUAAAUGUGUAUUAUUUU